AUAGACAAAAAAACAAAGGAUAACAAGAAACACUGGCAAUGUCGUCCACGGCGAGAAAUAUGUCUGGCGGUGGUAACCGGAAGUCGAGUAGGCUGCAGCGGCGGGCUCCACCACCUCUUAAGAUAAACCCAUCCGAAGCGAAUUGGAAACUGCCUAUUCCCCUUCUAUCACCUACGGAGUCACCUCCACCGAAGCCACCAAUGGUAAUGAAGAGGGAGGAGCAACGGUGGGGAAAAGAGGUGGAGAAGCCGCCAGUUUUCAAGAAGUGGCAGCACCCGGCCGCUCCUUUUUACUACCAGCCAGCGCCGUCUUCGAAUCAGCCGUUUGCAUGGCCAAAUUAAAUAUUGGUCUCUUAAUACUAGCUAGGGCUGUCACAUACAUAUCUACUAUAUAUGCUUAAUGUGUCGAUCAUAUGGGUAUAACGUAUACACAUCUAAAUAUUUUAAUGGUUAUGUAGCAUGUAAACUAGUAUUUUAUCUUCAAUGCAAGAUGUAUGUUGGGUUUUAUGUUUUCUCUUCGUAAACUGACUAGUAUAUAGGAUCGAACACGUGAAAUCCAAGGUGGAAUUAUGGGGGAAAACAUAAUAUAUAGUACAAGAUUCUGUGAUAAUCGUGUAAUUUCUUUUAAUCCAUUUUUAUCACAAAAU
Eruca vesicaria subsp. sativa (arugula) is the source of this 646-nucleotide messenger RNA. The record is from the annotation of a GenBank genome assembly. Lineage: Eukaryota; Viridiplantae; Streptophyta; Magnoliopsida; Brassicales; Brassicaceae.